AUGUUCGUUUUGUUCGAUGAAAAUCUGAUUAUCCGUGAUUCCAGUUGGUUUCUACUAUCACUCGAAGUCGCAGCUGAAGGGGCAACGGAGCUCGCAGAUCGAGUCGGUGGAGCUGGAAGCUGGAGUGCGAAGAUGUCUGGAUCAUGGGUUGUGUCUCAUAUUGCAGAUCAUCUGAAUUUGAUAGUUUCGGAUUCUUCGUAUGAGAGCGAGGGAGAUCAAAGUGAGAUUAGCGUCCUCAAGAACCUUCAUGGUCUUUCCGAACAGUUCCCAGAGCUGCAGCUUGAGAUCGGAAGUAACGAGAAGAUUCUGAGGGCUCUCGUUCAUUUCCUCAACUUUGGUAGUGCAGAAGCAAAACUGUGGAGCUGUGCUGUGCUGGUCAAUCUUGCCUAUCGCUCCGAAGUGAAUAAGAUCAACAUCGGAAGCGUGGACGGCAUCAUUACCGGGCUGCUAGAAGCGCUCAAGACGAGAUCAGAUUCGCAUUUGAUUGCUGUCGAUAGAUGCCAGCAAGAAGCGUGUGGAGCGUUGAGCAAUAUAGCUUUCAGCAACUCUUCCAACAGUUUAGCGAUAGCCAAGACCCCGGGAAUGCUUCAGACUCUCUUGCAUAUCAUUGAAGCAGGUGGUUUUGGACACGAUUCACAGGAGGCCUCAACACAGGAUAUCGAGAUAGAUGAUGAUGAGAGUGGAGACUGCGUGUCGCUCGAUACCCGCGAGGAGGCAGCACUCGUGCUGAGCAACUGCGCAGCUAACAGCCGUGAGGCAGCGGAGCUCAUUGUUGCAUGCCCAGGAUCGAUCGAAUGCCUGAAAUCUCUGUUCAAGAAUAGCAAACCAGACGUGCUCCGGACAGCGGUGGGCGUGUUUGGUAACCUGAGCAAGUGCGAGAAGGCAGCGUGCGCUAUGCGGGAGACAAACGUCAUCGAGGAGGUUCUGCGUCCUGCGCUGGAAUGGCCAGUAGGUUGCCCAGAUGUGAAUUCUUCAGUUACAGAUAUGUCGGUAUACUCGAUGAAGGCAACUGCCCUCAUGGCGUUGACGCGCCUGAGCGUCUUUGAGGAGCUGAGGGAGCUGCAGGCUCAAAAGAGUGUCCUCUCGACCAUCGUCAUCAUCUUGGGCAGAGCUCUGAACAACCGCACAUGGGCGAGUAUCAACUGGCAGCUACCCAGCCCUCUCACUGUCCUCGCUCUCCUUACCAUCAACAAGAGAACGGCAGAGGUUCUGGCGUCCGAUGCACUGCUGUUGGAGCUUCUUGUGUCCUUGUUGCAGGCCUGGAUUAAGCAGAAGAAGACUUCUUGCUACUCGAGCCAGAGUCAUGCCCUUGUCACUGAGCUCGAUCUCGCUCUCACCAUCGUGACAUGUAUCCGGCUCAGCAGUCAAGUAGAAGCCUGUCACUAUUUCGUGAAAAAUUCUGUCCCUCGGAUGCUGAGGACAAUUGCGAGAAGGAAACCUCAGCUAGACGAUGAGGGCGUCAAGUAUCUCGAUACACAUCUCUGGGCGCUGGAGGAUUACUCGCUUGCCGUCAGCAUGGCGUUGCAUGUGAGGUUGGGCUCGAACCACGAUUGCUACCUUGGAAGGCUGGACGAAAGAACAGUUUUCAGCAUUCUACAGUACACUUUCAAAGAUAUCUCGUUCAAAUCGAACGCCUUUGCUGAGUUCUUGUCGACAUUGGGAGUUCCAAAGCAAAAGAAGAAGAGUAUCAAGAAAGCAAGAGUCGACAGUGAAGCAUUGCAUUACACACAGUGGAACGAGAGACCAAGAACGAGAUCACAGACACUGUCACGGCAACCUUGGACUAGGCACCAUGGCAGGAACCUCGGACCUGCGCACUGA
Guillardia theta CCMP2712 is the source of this 1821-nucleotide messenger RNA. RefSeq lists its product as hypothetical. Lineage: Eukaryota; Cryptophyceae; Pyrenomonadales; Geminigeraceae. The transcript is spliced from 7 exons. Bases 1 to 1821 code for a protein of 606 amino acids. Gene Ontology annotation, molecular function: protein binding. The record is from RefSeq and is a predicted model, not a curated record.